This is a messenger RNA of Drosophila sulfurigaster albostrigata, 7281 nucleotides long. RefSeq lists its product as uncharacterized. Gene Ontology annotation, biological process: regulation of DNA-templated transcription; nucleosome assembly. The record is from RefSeq and is a predicted model, not a curated record. Lineage: Eukaryota; Metazoa; Arthropoda; Insecta; Diptera; Drosophilidae. Gene Ontology annotation, cellular component: MOZ/MORF histone acetyltransferase complex; nucleosome. The transcript has 6 exons. Bases 1 to 7173 code for a protein of 2390 amino acids. Gene Ontology annotation, molecular function: DNA binding; histone acetyltransferase activity.
AUGAGGGAAUCUGCUCAUGACAUCAACAUGGAUACAUGGAAGCAAUGGAUACUCGAAGCGAUUUCGAAAAUCCGAUCUCAGAAACAGCGACCGAGUGUGCAAAGAAUAUGUCAAGCCAUCGGGACGCAUCAUAAGUUUCACGAAGAUAUCGUUGCAGAGAAACUGGAAAAAGCAGUCGAGUCGGGAGCGGUGAUCAAAGUUUACAAUAAAGGCUUACAUUCCUAUAAGGCUCCAAUGGCCAAAAGGCGAAUUAAAGUUGACAAAAAUACAAAUCUCUACAAGGUCGUUGCCAAGGCCGUCAAUGAUUUGGGGGAAUGUGAAGGAUCUACUAUAAAAAAUAUUGAAAACUAUAUACAGAAGUUUAACUGUAUCGAUCUGUCGCCCGAUGUGGAUUUUAAAGCCGUCAUCAAGACAUCCAUUAAAAAGGCCGUUGAUGCUGGUUUCUUGAUACAGGAAGGAAAGCUAUACAAAAAGGGAAAGUCAUUGACAACACCGAGAAAAGCAGCGCCAGAAACAGAUGUACUUAUCAAGGGCGAAGAGACUUGUGCACAUUGCUCGGGCAACGCUCAAAAGAAUCUCAAUGGGAUUCCAGAACCACUAAGCUCUUGUAAACAAUGUGGAAUAUCAUUGCAUACGACUUGUGCCAACAUCGCGGGCAGAUGCAAGUCUCAAUCAUAUGUGCUUCUCUAUAUGCUUGUUACGAAGGGAACUUUAUGGAACUGCCAAAAGUGUGCUGAUUGCGCAGUGUGCAAGAUACGAAACCGAGGACCAUGUCUACUGCAAUGUUUCGUUUGCAAAAAUCACUUCCAUCUGACAUGUCUGGACACGAUUCCAGAUAAGAAGCCGAAGCAUCCCUAUCGAUGCAAAGCAUGUUUGAAGCAAAAUGUUGACAAUCCCAAAUCUGUUCGAAGAGAUAGUUCCAGCAUCAAGUUUGAACUCGGAAGUGAAAGAGUUAAUCAGUACGCCAAUUCGUCGCAGAAAGCUUAUACUAAUUGCAAGCGACCGAUGAUAAAAAAUGAACGUUUCAUUGAUAAUCCAUCAACGUCUCAACAAUGUAACAAUAUAGUGGGCGGCAGUAAACAAAAGAAAAAGAAUUGCGCCAUAAUUAACAAAUUUGACACACAAAUUAAGCAAAAGAAACCAAAUUUUCAACGUGAACAAAUUGCAAAUCAACUAAGCCGGAAACGAACAUAUUCGGAUCUAUCAUCAUCAACUUCCUCAAGUGACAGUGAAGAUGAAGAGGACGAUGAUGAUGAAAAGAAUGCUGGCUGCGAUGAUCAGGAUGAAAGUUCCUCAUCAGAUUCUUGCACAUCUUCAAGUUCCGAGUCGGAUUCAAGCGAUAGUUCGAGUGAUAGCUCAGAAUGCGAUGAAGACAAUGAUGAUGAAGAUUAUGAUUCGGAUAGAAGUACUUUAAAGGAAAACAUUUUUGAGAAUGAAAAAAAGUUUGAUUUCCGAUCAUCAUCAAAUGAUAAAGAAAGUUUGCUGGAAGGCUCAUCAGAAAAUUGGGGGUUUGCAGCAGUGGCAAAAAACCCAGUUGACAACAAAUAUAAAAAUAAUUUCAAAGGCCUUAGUUAUACAAAAACUAAAAUAUUGGAUGGUGUCAAUUCUCAAGUAUCACCGUCUAUAGAACCAAUAAAGCCAAUAAGUGUAGCACCCAACAAAACUGUCGAUGCUGUAAAAGAGACUCCAGUGAAUCCAGGAAAAAAGAAGAUGGUUAUCUUGAAAUCAAUGCCUCUUGAAACUACAAAAUCAUUUUUAAAACAAGAUGAUGAUAUUCCAUAUCUUACUAAAGAGACAGUGCUGAAGUAUCGAAUGUUGAAUAAUGAUGCCGAUCAAUUUCAAGAUAAAACAAAGGAAAUUCUAAAUGCAAAAGAUUCCAAUACCACAGAUUAUGAUGAAUGCAUCGACAAUUUGAAGGAUCCUAGCGAUACUACAAUCAGUCAGACAAAAUUUGAAAAUCAACACUUACCACCUGGUGUGAAUCAAUUGGAUAUUGACUUGUAUCAAGAGGUAUUACAAAAAGCAGUGGUUAAAGUAUCAAAUAACUAUUGUGAAAAUCCGUUGGAGAAAAGUCCAUCACACCUGCAUUCUGGACAAAGUCCUAAAUCCAUAGAAAUUGGCAAAUGGAAUAUUGAGACUUGGUAUUCUAGUCCAUUUCCACAGGAGUAUGCAAGACUUUUGAAGCUGUUUUUAUGCGAGUUCUGCUUAAAGUACACAAAAAGCCGUUCCGUCUUGGACAGACAUCAAAACAAGUGCAUUUGGAAACAACCACCAGGCACAGAGAUCUUUCGUCAAGGCGAUAUAUCAGUCUUUGAAGUGGAUGGCAAUGUGAAUAAGAUUUACUGCCAAAACUUGUGUUUGCUUGCCAAGUUUUUUCUUGAUCAUAAAACGCUUUAUUAUGAUGUGGAACCAUUUCUUUUCUACAUCCUGACGAAAAACGAUCAAGUUGGCUGCCAUCUCGUUGGCUAUUUUUCGAAAGAGAAACACUGUUCUCAAAAAUAUAAUGUGUCGUGCAUUUUGACGUUGCCGCAAUAUCAAAGACAAGGAUAUGGAAGAUUCUUAAUAGAUUUUAGCUACUUGCUGAGUCGUGAAGAAGGACAAUUAGGCACACCGGAGAAACCGUUAUCAGAUCUGGGGCGACUUUCGUACUUUUCAUAUUGGAAAUCGGUUGUGCUUGAAUACUUGUAUAAAUACAGGAAUAAGAAAGUCAUCACUUUUAAGGAUAUAGCUAUUAAAACCGGUUUAGCUAUAUCCGAUAUUGCUUUAGCUUUUGAGCUACUUAAUUUUAUUAAAUUGCGUAAGAAUGAUGGCGACAUUCGAUACCAGAUUACGGUGAAAAUCGAUUGGAAAAAGGUUUUGAUGCAUCAUAAUAGAGUGGCGCAUAGCAAAACUCGAAUUAUUAUUGAAGCCGAUUGCUUGCGUUGGAGUCCAUUGACGUCAAUUUCCAAAUCGCCGACUAAUAACAUCAAGCCAAUAUCAAAUCGUGAAUAUUUGAGUUAUCAAUUCGAGGAUAAUUGUGACGAAAAAGAUUUCUUUAAAAAGAAAAGCGAGGAGCACGCAGAACCCCAAGUGUUUGCAUCAACUGAAAUCAUGAAAGAAACUUCUAAACCCAGUCUAUUGAACUCUGACAAAUUCGAUGAAGACGUCAGUUUUUUGGAAAAAACUUUGUGCUACGCCGAGUCGACGCCUUCGACAUUCGUUGAUUCCAAGAAGUGCAAGCGUCCUUUUGAAGAGAAGAUCGAGAAUUCUGAUUCAUCGGAUAGUAAAUAUUCCAAGAAAUCUGAGUCAUCUGAUUCCAAUAUGCUAACAAAACGGGCUUUGCGUUUGGCUAAGCGAAAGGACUUGGUUCCACACACAAACAAGAGGAAACAUUUUGAACGUGACCACAUUGAUAAUAUGGAGCAUAACAUUUCCAAUCAUAAGGAUAUAUCAAUUACUGCUAAAGAAGGUGUUGAAAAAACUAUAGUAGCGGCAACUAUUGUCCAGGAAGUCGGUCGGGAUAUUAAGAAACAGGAGUCAAUUGACAAACCUAUUAAUAUUGUUCCCAAAUUAAGAGGGAAGAAAUCGAAUGGGAAACGUCACGAAGAAGACAGAGCUGUGGAGAAUAUCUCUAAUGAAAUUGCAUCAACUGAUUGCGAUAAUGACGAGUCAAUGAAAUCCAUUCCUGAGGAAGUUGUUAAUACUGUUAAAGAACUACCAGUACAACAGGCAAAGGACAAUGCGAAACAAAUAAAUAACCCUGAGCAAUGUAACGAGCAAGUUUUGGAUGCAGUUGCCAAGAAAACGAAGAAAACAUUAUUCUCCGAUACAAGCUCAUACGAUAAACAAAUUAUUGAACCCAAAACUGUUGAUUGCAAGUUGGAGCAGAAUCCUGUGGUUGAGUCCAAGGAUGUAAUAAAGGCUGUUCUAGAAAAUGCAGCACCUGUUGCUGCUCCUUCUGUUGCUGCUGCUCCUGCUGUUGCUGCUUCUCUAGCUGCUCCUUCUGCUGUUCCUGCCGCUGCUCCUGCUACUACUGCUGCAGCCUCUGCUCCUGGUACGGCUCCUCUUCCGGCUCCAAUUGCUACUACUCCAACUGCGGUUGCUUCUACAACUCCGACAAAUGUAACAGCUACUCCGGCUACAACUCCCACUGCUGCCCCAGCUACUCCGACUGCUGCGCCUACUGCUUCAGUGUUAACUGGAAGCCCUGAGAUGUUAGAUGGAAACUUAAAGCAUAAGAACAACAUUGCAGUUGCAUCAGAAAAAAUUGAGACACUUUUGCCAGUUGUUGAGAAAACGGAUUCAAUGCUGGUCGACAUAAAAGAACAGCAGCAACAUAAAAACAAUGAUAUGAUUACCAACUUAGAUCAGAGUUUAAAGAACUGUAGUCAGCCAAUUGUUUGCAACGCCGCAGCAAUGAGCAUCGAACCCAAACAAGUUACAAAUGAUAGCUUGCAAACCAUUACAGAAACUAUUACGGAAAGUAAAGACACCAAUACAAAAGUCGUUGCUACUCCUGCAGCAGUUGAGAUCAAGAAACCGGAGCAAGAACAGCAAAAGUUAUUAAAUUCCAAUGAAGCUGUAGUGGAACAAACAUUUUACAAUGAAGUUAGCAAGGCAACAAAUCCAGCAAUUAAAGAACAGGAAAUUGCGGAAAAGCCAGUAAUUGCUCCUACAAUGCAAGAAGUGGAUAUGAAGCCAAAAAUUAAUAAAAAAGCAAUUAUGGAAACUUCGCAGCCGAAGCAAGAAGUCGUCAAUAACGUUGGCAAGAAACCCGAAGCUUACUACUCAAAUAAAGUGAACUCCAUGACCGACAAAGAGGCGAUGAAGCAAACUCAACUUGUGCAGGUCAAGGAAGAGGAUAAAUCCAAUGUUCGUGCUCCGUCAACAGCAUUGCCAAUUAGAGAUAAAAUCCAACUAAAAAACAAUGAUCAUGCCCAGUUACAAAGUUUAAUUCCAUCACAGUUUCCCAUCAAUCAAAUGCCCAACUAUCACCACAUUUCACAGUACUGUCAGUGGGAAUAUUAUGGCUACAACAUAAGCAAUUUGGAACCCUCACAAAAGGAUAAACAAUUCCAUAAAGAUCUGGCUACAAUGGCCUACAGAUAUAAUUUGGCUCAGAAUCAUCCUUAUCAAUCUGCAAUGCAUGCGCAUCAUCAGAUCCAUCAUCCCAAGGAUAAGCAAAAGGUAGAGCGCAAGAAUAGCGUUAAAAAAGAUGAUAUGUCCAAGACGCAAAACAUCAAUGCGGUUAACACUGUCAAUGCUCCUAGAGACGAUGCUCAUUUAACCAAUUGCAAUGAGUACAAUCUGAAUAAUCAAGCUGGCAACUUUAAUCAGAAGUGCGCCACACAACAAAAACAGAUAAAUCCACAACAAAUUAAAUCCGUCAGUAAUGCACAAAAUCCUGGACCACGCCAUGCCAGUGCCACUCAACCGGAAGCAACUAUUCUGUUGCCCAGCCGAGAACCAACUGGUGUGCCUCAGAAACAAAAACCAGAUCACAAUGUGAAUGCCACUUUGGUAACUUCGCGCGAAGAAAAACUGAAAAUUGCACAACCAAUUAUACAGACGGGAUCGCAUGCAAACUUGCCAGUUGGGAACCAAGCAGAUGUCAAUACCAACAUGACAUACAAUGCAGAAUCCGCCACAAAUGCAUCCCAGAUUCAGCACUAUGACUGCGGCAUGAAUGUGCAGAUUAAUAUGGAAUCCCCGGCACCCAUUGGUGGUACUAUCAAUCACGCAGCGGAGAACAAUAACGUACACAUGCACCGUCAAUAUUCAGACUGCUCAAUGCAGAAUCAAUCAGCAACGACACCGAUGCACAUGUCCAUCCAGAACUCACACAUCCAGCAACAAAGCAAUAUUAAUAUGAAUUUAACUCCAGAAGGUUCACCUAAUUUGAACAUUAUAGGAAGCUCGCAGCACCAACAACAUGCUAAUAGGAAACUCAAUGUGCAGCCGGAUAUUGUGGCAAAUUCACCGACUACGUCGCACCGAGCACCGACCCCCAAGCAAAUUCGUAGCGGUAAUGCAUCGAAUAACGCACAACAACGUGAAACAAAAAUUCCAACAGCUAGCGCAACUACAGCACAGAAUACUCAUCAUCAGCACGCUCAAAGCUCAGCUGCGAAUAUAUCGAAAGCGCAGCAAGAUUCGUUGGGCAGUUUGCAGUUUACGCAACUAAGUGGGCAGCAUGGUCAUCAGCAAAACUUGCAACCAUUGGAUUAUGUACCCAUUCCACAAAUAUCGCAAAACUUUUCGUCGAAUCCAUCCAACUAUGACAUUGUUGGCAUGCCCACAAUGAUCCAACAAAGAAUGUCGCUAAAUAGCUCAGUUCAUUCCCUUUCCAAUUCGCAUCAACGUAUCGAUCAACCAACCUCGGCUUGUGCUGUCAACAACUUUUACUUGCAAAACAAUAUUGCAAGCAAUGAAACCGUAUCGAAUACACCUCGAAUCCCAGUCUCAAGCACCUUGGGACCACCAUCGACGGCUACGUCGAAUGACCAACGACAAGCAAAUCAUGAUUCCAUAUCAGUGUCCAACAGUUCGGGCACUACACCAGCAUUAGCUGGUGGCAACCUUUGUAGUCUGUCUAAGCUGCAACAACUAACCAAUUGUCUGGAAACGCAACCUUGCAAUACAUCGCCUGGAGCUCAGUCCAGCUUAACUCCCUCCCCACAUCAUCCGUUACCACCCAAUUCGAUGACACCGCCGCCGCAUUUGUUGAUGCAAAAUCGGAAUAUAUCAACUCCUCCGAAUAUGCUGCAGACACAAGUGGCUCCAUUGCAGUACCACAAAUACUACGCGAGCAACAUGAACAUCGCACCUAUCACAUCAUCGCAAAAUACAAACAGAAACACUCGCAACACGCCCUCAGCCCCCGUGCAACACACUUCAGCCGCCAUCGGUGGUAACUCCAACAAUCGCACUGCAAACGUGCACAUCAGCCCGAAUUUGAUGUCACAUUAUGGAGCUAUCAAUAGCUACCGAAUGUCACCACAGCAGAGUCCUCCCACAGGCACCUAUAGCUCGGGUGGUGAAUAUCCCAAUUCGCAGAUUCCCAUGCAAAUGGGUGUGAUGAAUAUGCAGUCACAGUAUCAGGAUGCCUGUGCCCUGCAACGGGCGACUCAACCCAAUCCAAUGUAUCCGACAUAUUCCCCUUACCUACCCCUAAACAGCUCCAUACGCAGAUAGUUAAAGAUCUGCAAAUCGGACUAACUAAUUUGUCUUGUUGUCUUGUAAAUGUAUGUGUUGUAAAUAUAUAAUUUCCAUAAUUUUAAAUAAAAACUAUUUAAGUAAAAA